UUGAAACUUGUAACACAUUCAUCCAGCGCGCGCCGCCUAUUCUCCCAAGCGCGUGCUGGGGUCGCGUGCUGCCAGCGAGGAGUUCAUCAAUGUAUUUAGCAGACGUGUACGGAAGACACGGGGUGGUGAGCGAAUAAAAAAACCCACUGGGUAGUCCAGGACUAAUUCAGCCUAAUCAAUCGCCUGCUUCCGUGUCCCGGAUUAAGAAAUUUCGAGGUCAGGUGUUUCAAUAUUGAGCGUUGACGCUUGAAACCGAUUUCGUGAGAUUAUCAGUCCACAGGAGACCUGACAAGUUGGUGCUACUAGCGAGGGCCGCGUGUUACAAGCGAGGGCCGCACUUAACGUUUGACGUGCACAGAUCAAAAUGUCGGAGCCACCAAAGGAGAGGGUGGCCCUGAUGGCGGUGGAUGAGAGCCAGCACAGUGAAUACGCUUUUGAUUGGUAUGUGAAUCACUUCCAUAAAGCCGAGAAUCGCCUACUACUAGUGCACUGCCCGGAGACCUACGCUAACGUCACUAUGAUGAGUCCGGGCAAAGUCCAGGAAUUAAUUAAAGAGUGUGAAGCAAAGGUCAAGGCUAUUCAAGAAAAAUUCUUGGAAAAGAUGCGAGCACUCGGUAUUCAGGGAGAAUUUAUUCGUCUGAAUGGCGAAAAGCCUGGGUAUCAAAUCGUCGAAUGUGCCAUAAACAGAAAGGCGACUUUUAUUGUGACCGGUACUCGAGGCCAGAGCAAAGUCCGCCGUACCCUAAUGGGCAGCGUCAGUGACUACAUCGUCCACCACUCCCCCAUUCCCGUACUCGUGUGCCGGCACAGAACGCCGGAGCCGGAGAAAGAAGAGAAAGACCGGACGAAAAAAGACCAGAAGGAAAAAAGUUCGUUUUUUGGCAAGGAUAAGGAACACAAAAAAUAAACUAAUGCAGAUC
Molecule: messenger RNA, 920 nt
Organism: Physella acuta
Lineage: Eukaryota; Metazoa; Mollusca; Gastropoda; Physidae
Product: universal stress protein YxiE
Source: RefSeq, a predicted model, not a curated record